Molecule: messenger RNA, 1605 nt
Organism: Penicillium soppii
Lineage: Eukaryota; Fungi; Ascomycota; Eurotiomycetes; Eurotiales; Aspergillaceae
Exons: 2
Coding region: 1-1605 (534 amino acids)
Source: RefSeq, a predicted model, not a curated record
AUGGAUUCCAUCCGCGAUUAUAGCAGUAUCAUCCACUCACCGUCGUUCACCUUCCUUGUCGGCCCAAAGCACACUAAGCUGACAAUCCAAUCGGGUCUCGCUCAGCAUGUCUCUAAACCGCUGCAUAAUCUCAUGAAUGGCCAUACAAGAGAAUCAAAACACCGAAUCGCCGUACUGGAGGACGAGGAUGUCGAAACUUUCGUCGCAUUUUGCGAAUAUGCAUACACCGGUGAUUACAGCGUGCCUCGCCCCGAGCCGGAGCCGGAGCCGGAGCCGGAGCUAGAGGAAGAUCCUGGAGUUGGAGUCGUAGAGAGUGCGCCCAGUACCGCCACUUGGAGAGACACAUACCGAACUGCUUCAGUCUCUUCCUCCGCGGUGCCCCCGCAUGCACCGACACCGCCUCCCGAGCAUCGCCGCGGUUAUGGCUCGGCCUCUGGAUCUGCGUACCAGGAGUCGCAGCCUGAUACAUUGAUAUUGGGGUCGGUGACCACUGCGGCGGAGCCUGAGCCAGCAGUAGAGCUAGUGCCUGAAGAUCAUAUCGAGGCAUUUGAGACGGACGCUGCACCGGGGGAGGAGGAGGAGGCACCACUAUCUGCUCCCGCCCAAGAGUUUCCUGAAGUGACUGACGAGCCUGCCGCGGCUCCAGCUGAGGAACCUGAGCCAUGGGGACUGGAACAACCAGUCAAGACGUCGUCGAAGAAAGAAAAAAAGAAGAAAGAUCUAAAGAAAAAGAAAGAUCUAAAGAAGAAGAAAGAGAAGAAAGGUAAUGGAGGCAACGAGCCAGAGCCAGAGCCAGCGCCUAUGGAAGACGAAAUCCCAGAAUGUGAGCCAGCCAGCCUCACGCCGCCAUCGACACCUCCCACCUAUUCCAAGGCAAAACCAGAAGAGUAUUCUGCAGAGCCCGAGUGGCCAGCAGAUGCUGAGCCUGAGCCUGAGCCACCACAGCCAGUGGAAGAAUGGCCUGAGUCCAAGUCCGCACCCGUAACACCAUCAAUGGAAGAUUCGUGGACUCAAAACCAAACCAACAACCGAACCCGCCAAAGACCAAUGCUGGACAUGUCCUUCGCCAACCAACAAGCUUCCUCGCCCUGCGAGCCAGGCCUCAGUCUCUGGGAGGAAUUCGCCUCUCUCCAAUACAAUGAAGAGACAACCCCCAAGUCAACUACCCCACCAACCCUCCCCUACCUAACUUUCCACGCAAAGGUCUACGUCUUCGCCACCCGCUACUUGAUCCCGGCCCUCGCCCAGCUCUGUCUCCGCAAGCUCCACGCCGAUCUCCUCACCCUGCCCCUCGAUAAUAGUCCCUUGGCAGCCUCGAGGGCCCAGAUGGUCCUCGACCUCGUACACUACGCAUACACGAAAACCGCCCGGCUGGAACCCAUCUCACCGACGUCUGCGACGCAGCUUCGAGAGAAUGAGCUCCGCAGGCUGGUCGUGCAUUACGCUGCUUGCAAGGUCAAGGAAUUGGCGAGGUAUCGUGCUGAUGAAUCGGCAGCGGUAACGCCUUUACCUCAAGAGAAAAUGGAGAGUGCGCCAAGAAGUCUGAGGUCACUGCUGGAUAUGACGACGGAGUUGGCUUCUGAUCUUGUUUAUCGCAUGAUGUGA